This is a messenger RNA of Phasianus colchicus (ring-necked pheasant), 2021 nucleotides long. RefSeq names its product leucine rich repeat containing 1 (gene LRRC1). Gene Ontology annotation, cellular component: postsynaptic density; basolateral plasma membrane; postsynaptic membrane. NCBI's taxonomy places the organism in Eukaryota, Metazoa, Chordata, Aves, Galliformes, Phasianidae. The record is from RefSeq and is a predicted model, not a curated record. Gene Ontology annotation, biological process: establishment or maintenance of epithelial cell apical/basal polarity; neurotransmitter receptor transport, endosome to postsynaptic membrane; embryo development. Gene Ontology annotation, molecular function: protein kinase binding.
GCCCGCCCCGCGGCCCCCAGCGGCCCGUCCCCCCGGCGGGGCGGCGCGCUCCGCGGCGAUGUUCCACUGCAUCCCCCUGUGGCGGUGCAACCGUCACGUGGAGUCCAUCGACAAGCGGCACUGCUCUCUGGCCGCCGUGCCCGAGGAGAUUUACCGCUACAGCCGCAGCCUGGAGGAGCUGCUGCUGGACGCCAACCAGCUCCGCGAGCUGCCCAAGCCUUUCUUCCAACUUGUGAAGUUACGGAAACUUGGACUUAGUGAUAAUGAAAUCCAGCGGCUCCCUCCAGAAAUAGCGAAUUUCAUGCAGCUGGUGGAACUGGAUUUGUCUCGAAAUGAUAUUCCUGAAAUACCAGAAAGCAUCUCAUUCUGCAAGGCACUACAGGUAGCAGAUUUCAGUGGGAAUCCACUAACUAGGUUGCCCGAAAGCUUUCCUGAAUUACAGAAUCUAACGUGUCUUUCAGUAAAUGAUAUCUCUCUGCAAGCACUACCUGAAAACAUUGGGAAUCUUUAUAACCUGGCUUCACUGGAACUUAGAGAGAAUUUGCUGACAUAUUUACCCGAAUCACUUGCCCAGCUGCAGCGUCUAGAAGAACUUGAUUUAGGAAACAAUGAACUUUAUCACUUGCCAGAAACAAUUGGUGCACUUUUCAAUCUUAAAGACCUCUGGUUGGAUGGAAACCAAUUAGCUGAAAUACCUCAGGAAGUAGGAAACCUGAAAAACCUGCUUUGUCUGGAUGUUUCUGAAAAUAAAUUGGAAUGCCUUCCUGAAGAAAUUAAUGGUCUGACUUCUUUAACAGACUUGCUUGUUUCUCAGAAUUUACUUCAAGUCUUACCCGAUGGCAUUGGAAAAUUGAGGAAGCUGUCAAUUUUGAAGGUUGAUCAGAAUAAACUUAUUCAGCUAACAGAUUCAAUUGGAGACUGUGAAAGCCUUACUGAACUAGUUCUAACAGAAAAUCAACUGCAGAUAUUACCGAAGAGCAUUGGAAAACUGAAGAAGCUGAACAAUUUGAAUGCCGAUAGAAACAAAUUAACAUCUUUGCCCAAAGAGAUCGGGGGAUGCUGCAGUCUUAAUGUGUUUUCUGUACGUGACAACAGAUUAUCUCGAAUUCCCUCUGAAAUUUCACAAGCCACUGAACUCCAUGUCCUGGAUGUUGCUGGAAACAGGCUGACGUAUCUUCCCCUCUCAUUGACCACCUUAAAGCUGAAGGCUUUGUGGUUGUCUGAUAACCAGUCCCAACCUUUGCUGACGUUUCAGACUGACACAGACCCUGAAACAGGAGAAAAGAUUUUAACAUGCGUAUUACUUCCUCAAAUGCCUUCUGAGCCUGGUUGCCAAGCAGAUAACCUGCCACGAUGUGGUGCGUUGGAGAGUUUGGUAAAUGAGAUGUCAGAUGAGACAUGGAAUGAACGGGCAGUGAACAGAGUCAGUGCAAUUCGCUUCUUAGAAGAUGAAAAAGAUGAAGAGGAUAAUGAAAUGAGAACACUUCUAAGGCGAGCCACUCCACACCCUGGAGAAUUAAAGAACAUGAAAAAGACAGUGGAGAAUUUACGGAAUGAUAUGAAUGCUGCUAAAGGACUGGAUUCAAACAAAAACGAGGUCAAUAAUGCCAUUGACAGAGUGACCACUUCUGUGUAGAAUUUCAUCUCCAGGUUUUACCUCCUGUGUCUUCCCCUGCUGUUGAAAUGUUCCUGUCGUCUUCUGGGACCUCACUGAGCCCCCUUUUUGUUUUUAACCAGAGCCUGAUUCAUCGUCUCCAUAUAUGUGAAAAGUACUACCCACUGGAAGAAAGUGCCUUAUUUCAUCCAGGCAGUGAAUCAAUCAUUUCCAAAUCAAUAUUGUAAUUUCAAUAGUACUAUGGUUUUUUAAGUAUAAUACACUACUGUAUGCAGAAUACAAUAUUUUUAUCAUAAACACAGGGGAAAUAAUGCUUUUCUUUUCCAGAGUGCUGGGAUAUCUUCUUCCCAGUGGCUGGAUGUGCUGGUGAGAAAUUUAGUUUUGUGGAAAAUUGAUACUCUUUUUU